AUGAACCUCAAGAAUGUUAAUCAUAAAAUUGAAUGGGUCGUAUUAUUUGUGGCAUAACUAUUUAAAAAGGAAAAAAAAGUGCCUGGGCUCUAAAUAAUGGAAAUCGAAUACAAAACUGUUUGCCUUCUUAGUUUUUACAACUUAGAGAAAUUGGCUAAGUUUUUUCAAUAUAAAAGUAUUGAUCGUUUCCAUAGUACUGGUUUUACUUAAUUGAAAUUGAAGAAUUCUUUAAAGUAGUAUACUCUUUUUGUGGGUAUGGAUAAUAUUGAUUAAAUAUAAGAAAUGAAUAUGGUUUUCAAUUGA
Molecule: messenger RNA, 303 nt
Organism: Paramecium tetraurelia
Lineage: Eukaryota; Ciliophora; Oligohymenophorea; Peniculida; Parameciidae
Exons: 1
Source: RefSeq, a predicted model, not a curated record